AGCCUCUCGAUAUGGCGGCGGAAGAAGGAGAUGAGCAAGGAAGGCCUGAUCGUCGCCAAGGAGCUCAAGAGGCUCCAGUCCGACCCGUUCCGGCUCGACCGGUUCAUGCGGUCCCACGUCUCUCGCUUGCUCAAGUCCGAUCUCGUCUCCGUCCUCGUCGAGCUCCAGAGGCAGGGCCAGAUCUUCCUCUCCAUGAAGUUAUAUGAUGUGGUGCGCAAAGAAAUUUGGUAUCGGCCAGACAUGUUCUUUUACCGGGACAUGCUCAUGAUGCUUGCAAGCAACAAAAAGGUUGACGAAGCAAAGCAGGUUUGGGCAGAUUUAAAGAGUGAGGAAGUUCUGUUUGAUCAACAUACGUUUGGGGACCUUGUUAGAGCUUUCCUAGACAAUGGAUUGACUUCUGAGGCGAUGGACAUAUAUGAUGAAAUGAGACAGUCUCCUGAUCCUCCAAUAUCUCUGCCUUUUCGAGUUAUAUUAAAGGGGCUCAUUCCAUACCCAGAAUUACGAGAGAAGGUGAAAGACGACUUCCUAGAGCUUUUCCCAGGUAUGAUUGUUUACGACCCACCUGAAGACUUGUUUGAGGAUCAAGAUUGGAGAAGAGAUAGUGAUGAUGAUUAAAUAGCUGUGCUUGUAUGUUUGUGAUGUGAGAGUAUGAGGAGGCAAGCAUUCGCAAAUGGCUUGAAGCCAUUCAACGUCAUUUUGGCUCCUGCGAAAUUAUGCGAAAACACCACAAGAGAUAGAUUGGUGAGGCUUCCUUCUCAUUCGCGCAUUUCAUACAAGAAAGUUCAUGUAUUGCAGGGGGAAAGGUAGUUCUUUCUCACCUAAAAUUGUUUCUUGGUGCACAUUCCGCAUUUGGAUUGACACUUCUGAAUGUUGAAACUAGAGGGUUAGUAUAAAACCUCGUCCACACUUCGUUUGUUUGUUUUAAAUUUAACAUAUCAUAAGAAUGCGUGAGAUAAGAAACUAUCACCGUAUCCGACCCGACUGAAUCUACUGCCACUAAACUAUACACAGCCUUCCUUAAGCCUUUUAUUAUGUGGCGGUCAUCUUAAAAACUUCUUUUACAUGGAUGUUUAAACGCUUAAGUUCACGUCGAGACCAAAGCUUCUCAUCAAGAUCCUUACUGUUGGUCUUGAUAAAUCCUUUUUUAUAUGUUGACGUGGUCUGUAGACUUUCUACUUGCAUUAUUUAUGAUAAUACUCAUGCUGAAGUGGGAAUUUUACAAUUAUACGUCAAAUGGCUUGGUUUCGUCGCUUGUAAAUUAUUGGGGGUUAGGUUUUGAACUUUGACAAUGUCAAUGCUUAUCAGCGUUGGUGGCAAUAUUAAUCUUGAGAUGUGACAUCCUUAUAGUUAUUU
Messenger RNA from Morus notabilis, 1353 nucleotides. Its product is annotated as pentatricopeptide repeat-containing protein At1g62350. Lineage: Eukaryota; Viridiplantae; Streptophyta; Magnoliopsida; Rosales; Moraceae. The record is from RefSeq and is a predicted model, not a curated record. Bases 31 to 615 code for a protein of 194 amino acids. Gene Ontology annotation, molecular function: protein binding. The transcript is spliced from 2 exons.